Babjeviella inositovora NRRL Y-12698 is the source of this 492-nucleotide messenger RNA. RefSeq names its product Golgi transport complex subunit. The annotation marks the transcript as partial. Lineage: Eukaryota; Fungi; Ascomycota; Pichiomycetes; Serinales. The record is from RefSeq and is a predicted model, not a curated record. The transcript has a single exon.
GAGGCCUUGCUGAUGUUUUUUGAGGAGGACUUUGUGCCGCACGCGUAUCUCGAUGCGCUCUUUCAGGCGUCGCUCGACGAGUCGCCCGGAGCCGCGGCGACACCCGCGGGCUUGAAGAUGCUUCAAGCAAAGAGCACCGCGUUGAUCGCACACCUCGAGUUCUACUCCAACGAGUUGAACCGUGACUUGGAAACACAAAUCUCGGGCUUGACCACCUCUGCAAGCUCUGUCAUCUCCUACAACACCCAGGCUAAUGACUUGGUCGGCACUACGCGCUUGGAGUACUACCUCGAGACCAUGGCUAACGCUGUCUACACGCUCGGCGACAACAUGGCGGAGGUUGCGCGCACAAUCGCGGCAUUGGGCGAUGCAUCCCACUCUGCCGCCGACACGGACGUGUUGCGCCAGAUCACGCAGUUGCAGACCGCCAAGGCGAACAUGUUGUGCGUACAAAAUGUUUUUGCGGUGUUGCGCUCAAUCGUGGCGGAAAAC